CUGGGUGCGACCAGCUUGGAAAUAAGAUUCCAGAGCACAGAUUUUCCUGCUCUGAAACCUGGGAAUGACAGUUCAUGCAGUUCUCUCACACACUUCUUCUCCUGCCCAUCAGAAAAACCAACUUCAUACAGACCAGAUCAGCACAAGGAAAAUUUGUUUGUGACACAAUCUUCUGAACUACUGAAAGAGCCAAAUAAGGUUGUUUAGUGUUUUACCAUGUUGGUGACAACCAUUGUGGUAUUGGUCCUUCUGGCCACUUCUGUCUCUGCUGCCACCUCCGCCUCAAUGGACAAGGUCUUGAGUAACCACGCCACCAUCCUGGCAGACAACAGUGCCAACAUAGCUAUCAGUCUUUACCAAACCAUUGCCAAAGAAAAAAACAUGGAGAACAUUCUGAUUUCUCCUGUAGUAGUAGCAUCCUCUCUGGGGCUGGUAGCUUUAGGAGGCAAGGCUUCCACUGCAUCUCAGGUAAAAACCAUCCUGAACGCAGCCAAAGUCAAAGACGAGCAGCUGCAUUCCGGUCUGGCUGAGCUUCUGAGUGAGGUGAGUGACCCCAAGAGCCGCAACGUCACCUGGAAGAUUAGCAACCGUCUCUACGGACCAAGUACUGUCAACUUCGUCGACGAUUUUGUCAAAGGCAGCAAGAAGCACUACAACUGUGACCACUUUAAGAUCAACUUCCGAGACAAGAAGAGUGCUGUGAACUCCAUCAAUGAAUGGGCAGCCAAGUCCACUGACGGCAAGCUGCCGGAGGUCACCAAGGACUUGGAGAAGACUGAUGGAGCAAUGAUAAUCAACGCUAUGUUUUUCAAACCUCACUGGGAUGAACAGUUCCAUCACCAGAUGGUUGAUAACCGAGGAUUCAUGGUUUCCCGUACUUACACUGUUUCAGUGCAGAUGAUGCACCGCACAGGUCUCUUUGGCUACUAUGACGAUGCAACCAAUAAGCUGUCAAUCCUGAGCAUGCCUCUGGCUCAUAAGAAGUCCAGUGUAGUAUUCAUCAUGCCAUAUCAUGUGGAACCUCUGGAGAGACUGGAGAAGAUGCUGACCAAGAAGCAGCUGGACAUAUGGAAGAGCAAACUGAAGGAAACUGCAGUUGCCGUGUCUCUGCCCAAAGUCAGCAUGGAAGUCAGCCACAACUUGCAGAAACACCUGACAGAACUGGGCCUGACGGAGGCUGUGGACAAAUCCAAAGCUGACCUGUCCAACAUCUCUGGGAAGAAGGACCUGUACCUGUCCAGUGUGUUCCAUGCCUCAGCCAUAGAAUGGGAUACUGACGGAAAUGCGAUUAACACGACUAUCUUCAGCUCAGACAAGAUGAAAACCCCAAAGCUGUUCUAUGCUGAUCACCCCUUCAUCUUCAUGGUGAAGGACCAAAAGACAAAUGCUGUUCUUUUCAUUGGCAGGAUGGUGAGACCAAAGGGUGAAAAGAUGAGAGAUGAAUUAUGAGCAUAUGUUGACUUCUUCUAAUUUAAAUCUAUGACCGUGUCCAUGUCCGCAUGGUAUCUAGUGUCUAGACCAGGGGUAUUCAACUCCAGUCCUCGAGGGGCCCGUGUCCUGCAACGUUUAGAUGUGUACCAGGUCCAACACACCUAAAUCAAAUGGCUGAAUUACCUCCUCAGUAUGCAGUCAAGUUUCCAGAGUGCUGCUAAUGACCUCAUUAAUUAACUCAGGUGUAUGGAAGCAGAGACACAUCUAUAAGUUGCAGGACACUGGCCCUCGAGGACUGGAGGUGAAUACCCCCUGAACUAGACCAUGGUAUGGCAACUAUGUGUUAUGACAGUCUGAGAAGGUUCAGGUCUUUGUUCCAACCAGUCACUUUAACAGGUGAUUUCACUAAAUAGCACCACUUUUACUUGAAGGGAGGAACUCCUCAGUGAAAUUAUGUACUGAAGAAAUCUGUCUCCACACUGGGAGCUGUUCAUGGCACCCGUUGUCUGUCCCUGGUCUCGUCAAAAAUGAGAUGCACAUUUGAUAAGGCAUAAAUGCAUUUCUUUACAUAACGUGGCAACAACAUUCCACAGUUCAUGACUGAAGAUAUGAAUCAUUGAAUUUUCCUUGUGUUAGUGAUGGAUAAUUUGCAUAAAUAAUAAAAUAUUUUCAGCGGAUCUUCUCUAAACCUGAACAAAUUGUCAGUCUUAUCAAGAAGAAGUAUCCAUUACCUUUUGCUAUUGGUGAGGUAGGGAUAUGGACUCUUAAACAUUACUCUACUUUCUUUUGCAGAGUGAAAUUAGGCUUUUCUAAACUUGACAUUGUGAUUCAUUUUUUAAAGAAUUUAAAAUGAUCUCUGUGAAAACUGAUGUAAUGAUCAAUCAACACAAAGACAAAACUAUUAAAUUUUGGUGCUCUGGA
This is a messenger RNA of Thalassophryne amazonica, 2352 nucleotides long. Its product is annotated as serpin H1-like. Gene Ontology annotation, molecular function: serine-type endopeptidase inhibitor activity. NCBI's taxonomy places the organism in Eukaryota, Metazoa, Chordata, Actinopteri, Batrachoidiformes, Batrachoididae. The transcript is spliced from 5 exons. Gene Ontology annotation, biological process: negative regulation of endopeptidase activity; collagen fibril organization. The record is from RefSeq and is a predicted model, not a curated record. Bases 217 to 1449 code for a protein of 410 amino acids. Gene Ontology annotation, cellular component: endoplasmic reticulum.